CACACGACGUUUAGGCUUGGUCCGUUCUGAGACAAACGGCACUUCAUAAGGUCAUGGCUGACGGCGUUGUCAUCUUGUGGACUUCCCACCGCUGUGCUGGUACGGCGUUCGAGCGUUCCAUUCGUGAGCUGGAAUCGGUUAAAGGACUACACGAGCCUAACUGUUUAGCAUUUUUCUGCGAAGAUGGAAAGCUGAGAGAUGAUCCAGAUUCUGUGUAUGAAGCCAAAGUGAAGUAUAUCAUUUCACAAAUGCAGCAAUGCGCAAGUGCAGGUUACAAGUACCUUUUUAUAAAGGAUUUGGCCUAUUACCUUGGUGGAAGAUACAACCAUUACAUCCAAGGAGAAUUUGCUAAUUUUAAGCAUACAUUUAUGAUUCGUGAUCCAGUGGCUGUUGCACACUCAAUACAAGGUUUGGUAGUUCAGAAUGGCGUAACGCCAUACUUCACUGAUACCUUGGGUUUCCAAGAGCUUUGCAAUAUGUAUGAAAUAGUGAAAGAUGCCAAUUCUACUAGGCCCGUGGUAAUUUCUGCUGAAGACGUCUUCAAUAAUCCAAGGGACAUGAUGGAAGGGUACUGUAAGAGUGUAGGGCUUCCAUUUUCGGAGAAAAUGCUUAAGUGGGAACCUAACGUUUUCGACGACUGGAAGCAAUACCCAAUGUAUGAGGUUUGGCAUAAUAAAGUGAUGGCUAGCACUGGAUUUGUGAAGCAUACGGAAAAGCAGACGAAGUCAAGUGCUGACCUACUGCCUGAAUUUCAGAGUGCUGUAAAGAAUGCACUGCCAUACUAUGAGAAGCUGAAUAGUUUACGGAUUAUAUUCCCAUCUUACAAUCACUAAGGAACUAGAAAGGUAGCUAUAGGAGUAGAUAAUAGAUGCAGUAGAAGCAGAAAAUUUUGCUGUUUGUAACCACUAAAUUUUGUUGUGUUACUCGCUACCAUUCUUACAGAGAUAUUUGCAUGA
This is a messenger RNA of Geodia barretti, 956 nucleotides long. NCBI's taxonomy places the organism in Eukaryota, Metazoa, Porifera, Demospongiae, Tetractinellida, Geodiidae. The record is from the annotation of a GenBank genome assembly.